Hipposideros armiger (great roundleaf bat) is the source of this 1500-nucleotide messenger RNA. It is a transcript of the gene CDC123, whose product is annotated as cell division cycle 123. The record is from RefSeq and is a predicted model, not a curated record. Bases 269 to 1240 code for a protein of 323 amino acids. Lineage: Eukaryota; Metazoa; Chordata; Mammalia; Chiroptera; Hipposideridae. Gene Ontology annotation, cellular component: cytoplasm. The transcript has 13 exons.
UUCUUAAAGUCCCCUUCUCAACACUUCCGUAAUUCCUCUUCCGGGACCAGAACUCCGGGUUUGUGUGUGUCCGUGCGUGUUAUGAGUGUACACUAAAAGUACGCCCCGCGAUUCUCUGCCUCUGCUCCCCUUUCUGGUACUUCCUCUCUGCUUUAUGGACCGGAAGCGUCCUUGAGCCAAAAUAGUUCGCCGGGCACUUCCGGACGGGAGAAGAAGGUUCCGGGAAGGUGCUGAAAGGAGAGAGCAGGACAGCGGCGGCAGCUGGAGGAUGAAGAAAGAGCAUGUGCUGCACUGUCAGUUCUCUGCGUGGUACCCACUGUUCCGAAGCCUUACCAUCAAGAGGAGUGGAUCCCAGCACAAAGCUGUAACUGCUGCUUUCAAGUCAGUGUCCUGGGGGUUUAGCAGAUUAACAGCUGAGGAAGUCAGACAGAAGUGGUCGGAUGACGAGAACACAGCCACACUUACGGCACCAGAAUUUCCCGAGUUCGCCACUAAAGUCCAAGAAGCUAUCAAUUCCCUGGGGGGCAGUGUGUUUCCUAAGCUUAACUGGAGUGCCCCAAGGGAUGCGUACUGGAUAGCAAUGAAUAGUUCUCUGAAAUGUAAAACCCUCAGUGACAUCUUUCUACUCUUCAAGAGUUCUGAUUUCAUCACUCGAGACUUCACCCAGCCGUUCAUCCAUUGUACUGAUGACUCCCCAGAUCCUUGUAUGGAAUAUGAGCUUGUUCUUCGAAAAUGGUGUGAAUUAAUUCCUGGGGCUGAGUUCAGAUGUUUUGUCAAGGAAAACAAGCUUAUUGGUAUUUCUCAAAGGGACUACACACAAUACUAUGAUCAUAUUUCUAAACAAAAGGAAGAGAUUUGCAGAUGCAUACAAGACUUCUUCAAGAAACACAUACAGUAUAAAUUCUUAGAUGAAGACUUUGUAUUCGAUAUAUAUAGAGACAGUAGGGGGAAGGUGUGGCUGAUCGAUUUUAAUCCAUUUGGUGAAGUAACAGAUUCUCUGCUAUUUACUUGGGAAGAACUGAUAUCCGGAAGAAACCUGAAAGGUGAUUUUAGUGAAGGAGAUGCUCUGGAGCAGGAUUCUCCAGCUUUCCGUUGCACAAACAGUGAAGUGACCUUCCAGCCCAGUCCUUACCUGAGUUACCGGCUGCCCAAGGACUUUGUCGACUUGUCUACUGGGGAAGACGCUCACAAACUCAUUGAUUUUCUUAAGCUGAAGAGAAAUCAGCAAGAGGAUGACUGACUAGAGUGCUGGAGUUCCAGACCGCAUUAAGGAGGAAACCACCGCUCCUUCAGGAAGCUGUUCAUGAUCCACAGCUCCUGGGAACCCAGUCAGAUGGGGGUGGGGCGGGCUAUGUGGGAAUCAGUAGCUUUUUAUAUUCAUGUGCAUUAAGCUGGGAAAAAAACAAAGGGACUUUGCUACUUGUAAAAAUAACACAAUAAAUAGAUCUUAAACCUAGGAAACCAUACUGUUCUGAUGAUAAAAUACUUUCUAUGAAAUAC